Molecule: messenger RNA, 534 nt
Organism: Aspergillus campestris IBT 28561
Lineage: Eukaryota; Fungi; Ascomycota; Eurotiomycetes; Eurotiales; Aspergillaceae
Exons: 1
Coding region: 1-534 (177 amino acids)
Source: RefSeq, a predicted model, not a curated record
AUGUCUACUCUGCUAUCGAAUGCAGCAGGACACCUAGUGAGUAGAUUGGCUCUCGAGAUCGACCCCCUAGCGGGUACGAGGGCAAGGAGAUCCAAGUAUAGUGACGAAGCCUACGAGUCAUCGCAUCCAUCGGACAAGGCUGUCCGCCACGGCCCCUUUUUGAGGCCCCUUCGUGAAUGCCGGGCUGAACAGUGGCAAGGGGAGAGAAGAGGCAUGAACGUCGCAUCAACCCCGCAAGCACCCGAGCCUAUCAAGGAUCUCCUUAGCGAUAUGGACGACUGGGAUAAUCACAAAGGGAAUGUGGAUCUAGUGAGGAUUGAGUUAGGGCGGCCGACGCGCAUUGGAGCCAAUUUGGCCAUUCCAGAAUUCGAGUCGCCCCAUUGGGAGACCCACCAGGUCGAUCAGAUGGACCGGCAAAAACACACCGGAGGACCUCCUGGCCCCGUCAAGCACAUUCGAGGAAUUCCGGACAAUAUCCGUCCUGCGAAUGAAGAUCUUCUCUCUUGGGUCGCUCCCGUCUCAUUGGAUCAAUAA